GUGUGUGUGUGUGUGUGUGUGUGUGUACUGAAGCGUCAUUCUCCUCCUUUCUUCUUUUCAGUGAACGCGCAUCACUUGUGAGAAACGAAGAGCUUGGCUUGUUGAGAGACCCAGAAGUUUCUCGGCUCGGCACGGCACGGCACGCUCUCCCGCGAAUUUCUUCGGUUCCUCCACCCUCCCGGUUUCAUUUUUUUUUAUCCUCAUCCUCACUUUCUUUUUUUCCCAGACUCGAGGUUUCAGUCGGGGUGUGCGCUGCUCGACACUGGGCGUAGCUGGGAGAGGAUUUUGCUAGCUCGCCGCUGCACUGAUUGACUGACCAGACCCUGCUGUCUCCACAACGCCUGUAGACCUGUGGCCACCUUGUGAGACUGAAGUCAGCCCUGCUGUGCAGAGACGGACCACUACCACUCAAGGGGAGAUGAAGCCGGAUGGGGUUUCCACGGCAGCGCUGGGGCCAAUGGAAACAUUGGAAUCCAACCUAGUAAAUGAGGCAGCACCAGCCGUAGGACAGGAGCCCAACCAGGCAGCCAGUCCGGCGGAGGAGGGGAUGCCACAGCAGCCCGUAGGAGAGCCUGGUCAGCUGGAGCCCCAGCCAGACCAGACCAAGGAAACCCCCGCUGCAAAGCCCUGUAACGAGCCUUCGGGAGACUCCAAAGCCAAGACUACCAACAAGGCCACGGCCAAGACAAAGCCUGGCCCCACCAGCCCAACCAAGACCGCAUCGCGGCCCAACACGUCCCAGAGCCGCCUCUCAAACGGCACGUCCAAGCCCCAGACCAACGGAGUGGCUAAGAAGACCGCGCCUGCUGCUGCUGCUGCGGUCAAAAAGAGCACCCAGACGCCAGCUCUGUCCAAAAAACCAACAACCACGACCACGGUCCCAGCCUCCAAGAGCAAAGUGGGUGAGAAGAAAGCCACAGGGGCCGCCACCGCCCCUGCCACCAAUGGCGCAAAGUCGAUGACCGGAACAACGGCAGCCAAGAAGACCGCACCCGCAACUGCUAAUGGUGUCAAAACCAGCACCAGCAGCUCUGCAGCUGCUGCUAAAAAGGCCCCAGCUCCCAAGACUGCCUCUGCAACUCCCACCAAGCCUAGCUCUGCUGCCUCGCCCAAGCCCGCAGUUUCCAAGACAACCAGGCCUCCAAUUGGCUCGGCACCAUCAUCUCGUCCUGCCACAGGUGCGACCCGGCCGCCCACUGGCAGCGCAGCCAAGAGCUCCCCAGCUGCAGCCAAACCUGCUGCCCCUAAAAACCCCUACACCGCCUCCGUCAAGCCGGCCGCCUCCAAACUUACCUCCACUACCCCAUCUGGUGGCAAACCUCCAGCGUCACAAACAUCCAGAAAUGUAACCCCUGUGAAGAAAGAUGUUACCAAACCAGCCACUUCAGCAUCCAAAAAGCCUGCAGAUUCCCCCCUUACUCGCCCUUCCGCUGCAAUGAAGUCGGCAAAACCUGACACCCCCAAAUCAGCCUCAAAAUCAGACGUUGCCUCCAAAAAGCCUGCUGCGAGUAAGGCUGCAGAUACAAAGACACCCACCCGCUCCAAAACAGACAGUAAGCCCACACCUUCCAAGACCCCUGGCUCCAAAACAGCUUCAGCCAAGGCCUCCACCCCCAAGAAAACUGUGGGCAGCAGCACCCCAACUCCAGUGAAACGUGGCCCCAAAGCUGAAAAUGUUGCAGAAGCAGGAAAGGAAAUAGCUGCUGCUGUAGCUACCGCGGCGGCCAUCGCUACUGCAGCAGCUACCAUCGCCGGACCAGAGGUACCAGAACCAGAACCAGAAGCUGUGGAGAAAUCCGCUGCAGAUGAUGCACCAGAACUGAUCUCCAGCCAGACAGAAGCAGUCCAAGAGAAAACUUCAGACCCCACACCAGAACCAGUGUUGGAACUAACACCAGAGCCUGUUCGGGAACUAACACCAGAACCUGUACGGGAACUAACUCCAGAACCUGUACGGGAACUAACUCCAGAGCCUGUUCGGGAACCGACACCAGAACCUGUACGGGAACUAACUCCAGAGCCUGUUCGGGAACUAACUCCAGAGCCUGUUCGGGAACUAACUCCAGAGCCUGUUCGGGAACCGACACCAGAACCUGUACGGGAACUAACUCCAGAGCCUGUUCGGGAACCAAGUCCAGACCAACUACGAGAAACAUCUCCCGAGCCUCUCCCAGAGCCGCUGUCUCAGUCAUCAGCGGAUCCUGAUCUCGGAGCUGAACCAGUGUAUGAAGACGAGUCCAGCGCUCAGCUGUCGGCUCAGCUGGACCUCUUCACGUUCCAGGACUCUGCCAGGGACUCCCUGGGAACUACGGUCAUGUCUCCUCCUUGCUCUCCACAGGGCCCAGUUUCCCCCGUCAGAGACAGGAACCUGUCUGACUUUGCUCCCCAGAGCCUCGUCAACGCGAUAAACUUCGACACCGAAGAGGAAACGGAGAAGAAAAACCAGUUUGAGGCUCAGAAGACCAGGGAGGAGGAAGAGGAGGAGGACGAAGAAGAAGAAGAAGAAGAAGAAGAAGAGAAGGAUAACUUGUGUAUGCCUGCCUCCACAGCUCCAUCUGCAGAGGCCUAUAACAUGAUGACACAUCCUCACGAUUUCCCCCCAAGGGACCUGAUGUCCCCGCACGAAAAGGAGAAAGAGGAGGCCGUGGAGAAGGCUGACGAAGAGAUAAACGAGGACCACGAUGACGAGCCCUAUGACGAGGACUACGAAGACGAGGAGCAGAGGAGGCUAGGCCACCAGCCGCUGUCCUUCGCCACCGACAUGAGCACGUCUCAGCCCUCCGAGGAGCUCCAGGCCAGGGCCUUCGGCGGCUCGGCAGGUUGGCACGGCGACGACCAGCUGUCCGGCAUGGACUCGGAGGACGUGAGCAGCUGCGGCAGCAGCAGCCGGCAGCACGGUGUGUCGGACCUGAGCAGCACGCAGCACACGGCGCUGCUGGAGGGCACCCAGAGCUCGGACGCCCUCGUGGGAGACGCGAACGUCAUGGGCUCGCCCAACGUGGAAACGCUGGCCAACGAGGAAGAGGAAGACGAGGAAGACGAGGACGAGCGGGUGGACGAUAUGGACCUGAGUUCAGAGAGAGUGGAGGAGCAUCACAAGGUGUUCCAGCAGCGGGAGCGAUACGAAGACGACGAAGACGAAGACGUAGAGAUGCACAGCGAAGGAGUGACCGAGAGCGCCGGGAACGUAGACGACGACGACUUCAACGAGGAGGAGCGUUUAGACAACCUAAACCGCGCCGGUCCUCAGCCCUGCGCCCCCCUUGCCUCCUCCUGGGACCAGACCAACCCCUUCUGUGACCCCUGGGCUCAACCGGCCUCGCCGCUCGCCACCGCGGCGGCCUCCUCCCCCAGCCCAGUCUCUGACCACGGCGCGGCCGAGUCCGAGACGCCCAUCCUGUCUCCCGCCCUGGCACGCUUGGACGCCGGCGCGCCUUCCUUCGCUCCUCAGUCAGAGCGCGAGUCGGCACACGACGAGCCCUACGAGGAGGCUGACGAGGCUCGCGUCCUGUUCGCUGCUGGCCCCGCUGUCGGCUCGUCCCAGCCCGGCGCCGCCACCGCCGGCGCCGCUGCUCCGGGCGCCCACCACAGCGGCAGCGAGACGAGCACGCCGGAGGAGCUCCGCGACUACGACAGCAGCUCUGGCGUGGAGUCCCGUUCCGACAAACAGCAGACCCCGGUGCCGGCCUCGCUCCAGCCCGACGUGGAGCAGGACCUGGGGAUCCACCUGGAGAAAGGCGACGGAGAGGAGGAAGAGGCCGAGACGCUCCCGGCCGACGAGGUCCCGGGAACCGGACCUCCGACCGCGCCGGCGUCCGCGCCCACUUCCGCGUCCACCUCGGGCGACGAGGCCAGCGACACCGAGGGAGAGAUGCAGAUAAACGACCCCGACGCGGCGCCGGCGAUGAUAGACGACUGCGCCGGCUUCGACAGCCCCACGAAAACCCCCACCCGCAGUCUGCCGGCGCUCGAGGAAGACGACGAGGCCGCCGGGUACGCGCACGCCGGGUACGCCGAGGAAGACGGCGGCGGCACCACGCCGCAGUCGGCCAACUCCGUGGCGUCCUACGGCUUCGACUGCACCACGUCCAACUCCAACGCCCACUCCGUGGCCGAGAGCUGCGGGAAGAGCCCCGGUAUCUUCUCGCUGGAGAACGAAGAGCAGCUGCCAGACGAAGCCAAGGACCCCUCCCUCAUCAAGGAGCUCACGCUGCUGUCCGAGGCCAAGGACCCCUCCCUCAUCAAGCCCUACAUCAAGGAUCUGACGCUGCCGACCGACGCCAAGGACCCCUCCCUGACCAAGGAUCUGACGCUGGCCGCCCAGGCCGAGGACCUGCUGGGCAGACCGGUGGACCUGAUGCCUUUGGGACACCCUGGAGACAUCAAACCGAGCAGUCUAGACGAGCACCACUACAUGUUCGGGGGAAAGAUGGAGGCAGCAGACUACGCAGAGGACGACGAACCGUUGGAGCCCGGUCAGCGCCUCGUUGGCGUGGAAUCUGGAGAUCCCGGCGACAGCCAGCCGCCCUACUACUCCACCUCCACCAUAUGUGAUAAGACUGAUAGUUUUCUGGCAGGUAAUGUAUAAGUCCACUCCUAUUACCCCCCUGGAAUGCACCUUUACCCCCGCAACCUUCCCCCCUUCUGUUACCUGUUGUCUGUUUUCUCUCCAGUUGGGUUAGAUGGCUUAGAAGAAGAAAGGGGGGGAAAGAGGAGAGCAAGAUUGUAGAAAAAAUAUGGAGAUGGGGGACGAAAAAAAAUGAAAUGACUGUAGCAAUUUUUAAAUGAAGCCUCUCUCUUUCAUACUGUUACCGGUCAUGGUUAUGAGUGUAUGGCUUAAACUCCUUUUAUGUACAAUAGCUACUACCGAUUUCUAGUAGAAUGCUCUUUUUAAGUAACACUGCAUAUUUCUGUAGCCCCUGAAUUUGGGGUAUUGACAUUGACUGAUUGGUCCAACUGUGACUGAGCUUAUAAACCGACAAAAAAACAACAACAAAAAAAAAGAGGACAACACACACACAGAUGGAAUGAAAUGGACUCAAUGUGUAUUUAUCCUACUGUUUUUACCGAACAAAUGUCUGAACAGAAGAUUUUUUUGGUUUUGUAUUUGCUUACUUGUGUUUUUUUUUUCGUUUUUCUGUUGAAACCUGGUCCUCCCUACCGUGUGUACACUUCAUGUUCAACAGCACCUUAGCAGUAGUCACAUGCUCCUUUUUUUUAGCGCUCAAAAUAAGAACUAGAUAUGAAUUAACACGGCAGAUUUGUUGAGGUAGGUGUGGGAGUAUUAGAUUGCAGUUGGUGACGUUUUUUAAUGUGUGCUUCAAGAGGCUCUGAGCUCUCCGCAUCUACAGUAGGUCGUUAUAACGUAUAUAACGUGCAGUCGCGUACAGUAUGUGUUUCAGGCAUUUGGGUUUUUAAGUGGCUUCAAGCCUCAGUUAGCUGAUCAUUUGUGUUCCAGAAAAGACGUAACAACUAGCCUUUUUAUUGUGAUGAGACCCUGCAUUGUCCUACAGCGCUAUCACAGUUGAGCUUUACACUCGCUUAAAUCGUUUUCAUAGUGAGCGAUUGGCUUACUAUUUCAACAGUAUAUUGCAUGUUUAACUAACAUAAAGACUGUGUACUACCUUGAAUUUGAAACAAUUCUACACUAGACAUGUUCAUCAAUGAAUGGUUCACGCUAGGUUAUCUUUCAAAAUUCCAUUAAAACAUCAUUGCAAGGCA
Perca fluviatilis (European perch) is the source of this 5721-nucleotide messenger RNA. RefSeq names its product cell surface glycoprotein 1 (gene prr36b). The record is from RefSeq and is a predicted model, not a curated record. The transcript has 9 exons. NCBI's taxonomy places the organism in Eukaryota, Metazoa, Chordata, Actinopteri, Perciformes, Percidae. The coding region runs from base 419 to 4588 and encodes 1389 amino acids.